AUGAAGAUCUCGGUCCGCACCACGGGUCUUCCCCUCUGCCGGGCUGCUCUACCCGGCAGAGCCGUCAGAACAAUGGCCACAGCCGCCGUUGCCGCCGCCACCCAUGUCUCCUCAGGGUCGUCGUCACCCAUGAGCAUGCCACCACGCUUGUUCAACGUUCGAGCCGCACAAAACGCCAGACUCCCUGUUCAACCUGCCUCACCCCCACGCCAGCCCACCACCACCACCACCACCCCCCAAAGUCAAACCCACCCCCUCAUGCCCCCGGGCUACAUCGCCACAACAGCCACCCUCCCCACCUUCACCAUCCCCAGCGUCAUCCUCCCCACCCCAUCCCACCACCUCCUCGCAAAAUCCAUCAUCUCGGCCUUCCGACGAGACGGCAUAAUUCAAAUAGCCCAAUCCCCCCUCCAACAACGCCUCUGCAAAGAAGCAAUGGCAGCCUCAAAGCAGUUCUUUGCACUCCCGCCCGAGAAAAAGGCGGCUUGCGUGGAUGAACGGUCGUAUGGGGGUUACAUCGCCUCCGGGGAGGAGGUCACCGACGGCAUAGCCGACUACAGCGAGAUAUUCACCAUCACCCGUGAUUUCGCCAAGACUGACUCGAGGGUCAAGGCGGGGUGGCCUUGUCAUGGACCUGUUCCCUGGCCUGAGGAUGGGGGAAUGAGGGAGACGAUGAUGAGGUAUAAGACCGAGCUAGGGGAGGAAGGGAAGAGGUUGGUGAGGUUGGUGGAGAUGGGGUUGGGGCUUGAGGAGGGGGAGCUGGGGCGGUGGAUUGGUGAUGAUGGGAAACAGGGGGAGGGGGGGUGGCAUCACGCACGGGUCUUGCGGUUUCCUCCCAGGAACAAGACUAAUGGGAAGGGGAAGGAGGGGAGGGGGAUUGGCUCGCACACGGAUUAUGGGCUGCUGGUUAUCUCGGCGCAGGAUGAGGUUGGGGGGUUGUUUAUUCGGCGGCCGAGUCGGGAGGAGAGGUUUGCGAAUUGGGAGGAGAGUGCUGCGGGCUUGAGGGAGGAGGAGGAGGGGUGGGUUUUUGUCCCGCCUGUUGGGGGGACGCAUACGGUUAUUCUUGGGGAUAUGAUGCAGUACUUGACGAGAAACUACCUCACCGCCACGCCUCACAAGGUCGGCCUGAACACACGAGAGAGGUUCGCGUUUGCGUAUUUUCACGAGCCAAGCUUUCAGGCUGUGUUGAAGCCCCUGAAUGGUGGUGUCAUCCCAACAGACCUAGACGACAGCAGAAAAAACGACAAGGGCGUGCACUAUGGGACGCAUUUCACGAAUAUGUUUAUCAGGAAUUAUCCCGAGAGGAUCACGACGAAGAGGUUGCUGGCCGAGGGGCGGUAUGGGUUGUUGGAGAGGCCUGAGUUGAGGACUAUUGGGGCGGUUCCUACUACCACCACUGUCGAGAAGUCGGUAUGA
Podospora pseudocomata is the source of this 1416-nucleotide messenger RNA. RefSeq lists its product as uncharacterized. The transcript has 2 exons. NCBI's taxonomy places the organism in Eukaryota, Fungi, Ascomycota, Sordariomycetes, Sordariales, Podosporaceae. The coding region runs from base 1 to 1416 and encodes 471 amino acids. The record is from RefSeq and is a predicted model, not a curated record. Gene Ontology annotation, molecular function: 2-oxoglutarate-dependent dioxygenase activity.